This is a messenger RNA of Helianthus annuus (common sunflower), 2736 nucleotides long. RefSeq names its product receptor-like protein 46. Bases 129 to 2693 code for a protein of 854 amino acids. Gene Ontology annotation, molecular function: protein binding. The transcript has a single exon. The record is from RefSeq and is a predicted model, not a curated record. Lineage: Eukaryota; Viridiplantae; Streptophyta; Magnoliopsida; Asterales; Asteraceae.
ACCACUCUAACUUUAUCAAAAAAAUAAUAAUAAUACACACAUUUCAAUUCCUUUAUAAGGUAUAAAUUAUGUAACCACCUUUCACAAACAAAUUCAAUCCAAAAACCCACAGAAAACCACUUACGAUAAUGGCCACAAUAAUCAAAUCACUAUCAAUAUUAUCAAUCUUGUUCAUACUCAAUUCCAUUCCAAUAUCAUCCUCAUGUCCAAUCCACCAAAAACAAGCACUACUCCAAUUCAAAUCCACCCUCACCACCAUUUCCAAUUCCAAUUCCGAUUCCAAUUCCGACGACUACAUCCCAUUCACAGAACUCGACUCAUGGGACCCGAAAACCGACUGUUGCACGUGGGACCGUGUCAACUGCACACGAACCCGAAACAAAACGAGAACAGUCGUCGAGCUCUACUUAUACUCCGUCGUCCCCUUACUCGAAACCCCCGUGUUCUCCAACGUUUUGACCCCGGUUUUCGGUAUCCGGACACUGAAAGUUCUAGAUAUCUCGAUGAACUCAUUGGCGGGUGAGAUUCCUGGAGAUGGGAUUGGUAAUCUUACCGGGCUGGUUCAUCUUGACAUGAUGCAGAACAACUUUAACGGCUCUAUUCCCCGCCAGAUUUUCGGGUUAACGAGUUUACGUUAUUUGGAUAUGAGUAGUAAUUCACUUGAGGGUGAGUUAUUGCCUGAAUUCGGGCUUCUGCGGAAUCUGACAACACUAGUGUUAAGUGUGAAUCACUUCAAGGGUUCGAUUCCUGCAGAGCUUUUCGAGCUUGAAUCUCUUCGGGUUGUUGAUCUAAGUAACAAUAGUUUCACGGAUGGUUUAAGUUCGGAAGUUGGUAAGCUUCGGAGUCUUGAAUCCCUUAAGCUAAAUGAGAAUUUUCUGACUGGAAACGUACCGGACGAGAUUGGAAAUCUAACGAAGUUAACAGAGCUUUCGCUUGCACAGAAUCAGUUUUUCGGUGGGAUUCUGUUGUCUAUUGGAAACUUAAAGAAUCUGGAAUCACUGGAUUUAUCAGAAAAUUUGUUAUCCGGUCAGAUUCCGGCUGGCAUUGGAGAACUAGUGAACCUGACCACCCUUGAUCUGAGCAAGAACCGAUUAACCGGUCCAAUCCAGUCAUCGUUGCGAAACUUGACAAAAUUAGAGACCCUGCGGCUCAAGAACAAUAUGCUGACAGGCGAAAUCCCAUCUUGGUUGUUCAAAAUGAAGACGUUAAAGAAACUGUUUAUAGGAGGAGAAGCGAGCAGAUUGAUUUGGAAUAAUAAAACGAAGAUCGUUCCACGAUGCAGUCUCGAACAAUUAGGCAUGCCUUCAUGUGGAAUUUCCGGUCACAUUCCCGAAUGGAUUUCAACGCAAAAAGAUUUGGAUUUUCUCGAUUUGAGUGGUAACCAAUUCGAGGGUGGAUUUCCAAAUUGGCUUGCAAAGAUGGAUGUCGGAAGCAUAAUUUUAUCCGACAACAAGCUCACCGGAAAACUCCCGCCUCAACUGUUUGAAUCUGGAAGUUUAUCGGUUCUUGCAUUGUCAAGAAACAAUUUUUCCGGUGAGUUACCGGAGAAUAUAGGCAAUGCCAGGACGAUUAUGAUCCUUAUGUUGUCCGGAAACAAUUUUUCGGGGCAUAUUCCGGUUUCAAUAUCCAAGAUUUACCGGCUGCUGCUUUUGGAUUUGUCGAGAAACCGACUUUCCGGCCCGGUUUUUGCGGAUAAUCCUCUUCUUGCUUACAUUGACUUGUCGUACAAUGAAUUCUCCGGUGAGAUUCCGGUGACUUUUUCUACAGAAACUCAGAUUCUUUCUUUGGGUGGGAAUAAGUUUUCUGGCGAUUUACCGGUUAAUUUGACUAACUUGGUCAACCUCGAACAUCUUGAUCUUCACGACAACAAUAUUACCGGAAAUUUCCAAGAUGUGAUACCUCAAAUCGUGAGUCUUCAAGUUCUAGACUUAAGAAACAAUUCCCUUAUAGGAUUUAUGCCGAAAGCGAUCUCGAACCUUGCUUCGCUCCGGAUUCUUGAUCUCUCCGGGAACAAUUUGGCCGGAAGUAUCCCACGGGAGAUCGGAAACCUUGCAAGAAUGAUAGAAACACCGGACAUGAAACCAACGGUUGACAUUUUCAACUUCUUGAUAGAGUUUCAAGACUUGCUGUUAAACUGGAAGAACUCAUUUCGAGGGUUAUCAAGUCGGAAGCUCGAUAUCUACUCUUUUUUAGAUUUGUCGAACAACAGAAUCUCCGGCGAGAUUCCGGCAACUUUAGGCAAUCUCAAAGGGCUAAAGCUGCUCAACAUUUCACACAACAGAAUCUCCGGGAAUAUUCCAGUUUCUUUCGGAAAUCUAGAGGGGAUAGAGAGCUUAGAUUUGUCACACAACGAGAUCUCGGGUUUGAUUCCUCAGUCAUUUUCGAAGCUGAAUCAACUUGCGAUUCUUGAUGUGAGUAACAAUAAGCUGAUGGGUAAGAUUCCUACUGGUGGACAGAUGAGCACGAUGAACGAAUUGAAUUCUUUUGCGAACAAUAGCGGAUUAUGCGGUAUGCAGAUUAGAAUCGUAUGUCCAGAGGAUAUCCGACCGUCAGAUGACCACGAGGUGGAAGAUGAGACACUGUCAUGGUUUUCAUGGGAGGCAACUUGGGUCGGUUUUCCGGUUGGGUUAUUUUCGUCAAUCUUGUUCAUGGCCUACUCACUGAAUUUCCUAAAUCUGUUCAAAUUUCGGUGAAAAUACGUAGCAAGAUAUCAAAUUUCUAGUCUUUAUAGCUCAA